GCACGCUUCGGUUCGCCUUUGGUGAAAGAGCUUUCAAAUUCAAACAACUUUCAAACUUUGUGUUUCGUUUUCCGGAAGCAGCAAACAUGGUUGACCAGGCUACCCUUGACAAGCUUGAGGCUGGAUUCAAGAAACUCCAGGAAGCCACCGACUGCAAGUCUCUCCUGAAGAAAUACCUCACCCGUGAAGUUUUUGAUGCUUGCAAAAACAAGAAGACUGCUCUAGGAGCCACUCUUUUGGACUGCAUUCAAUCAGGAGUUGAGAACUUGGACAGCGGCGUCGGCAUCUACGCCCCCGAUGCUGAGGCGUACACCCUUUUUGCCCCCAUCUUCAACCCCAUCAUCGAGGACUACCACGAGGGAUUCAAGCCCACUGACAAGCAUCCCCCCCACGACUUUGGAGACAUCAACACUUUGGUCAAUGUCGACCCCACCGGACAGUUUGUCGUGUCCACUCGCGUCAGAUGCGGAAGGAGUCUGAAGGGAUACGCCUUCAACCCAUGCCUGACCGAAGCAAACUACAAAGAAAUGGAAGAAAAAGUAAGCGCCAUCUUCAGCUCAUUCGAAGGUGAGUUGAAGGGCAAAUAUCACCCUCUGACUGGAAUGGACAAGGCAACUCAGCAACAGCUCAUUGAUGACCACUUCCUCUUCAAGGAGGGUGACAGGUUCUUGCAGGCUGCCAAUGCUUGCCGAUAUUGGCCCACCGGCCGUGGUAUCUACCACAAUGACGCCAAGACUUUCUUGGUCUGGUGCAACGAAGAGGAUCACUUGCGUAUCAUUUCCAUGCAGAAGGGUGGCGACUUGAAGGCCAUUUUCCAGAGACUUGUAAACGCCGUCAACAUCAUCGAGACCAAGCUUCCAUUCUCUCGUGAUGACCGCCUCGGUUACUUGACUUUCUGCCCCACCAACUUGGGAACCACCAUUCGUGCUUCAGUCCAUAUCGCACUCCCCAAGCUCGCCAAGGAUAAGAAAGUUCUAGAAGACAUCGCAGCCAAGUUCAACCUUCAAGUCAGAGGCACACGUGGUGAGCACACCGAGAGCGAAGGUGGUGUAUACGACAUCUCCAACAAGCGCCGCAUGGGUCUUACCGAGUACCAGGCUGUCAAGGAAAUGCAGGACGGCAUCCUGGAGAUGAUCAAGAUGGAGCAAGCCGCCGCUUAAAUCUUCUGUCACCACUUGUUAUUUCAUCAUCUGAGUAUAAAUACACGCCAAAAAUCAGAAAUGGAAAUUUUAAAUGUUUUUAGACUGUUUCUUCACGAAAGGCCAUCUUUUUUCGGGGAAGACAACUCCCCAUGCAUUUUUAUGUUGUAAUAUUUCUCAGUUUUUGGUUCAAAAUUGAAAUAAAAAUUAUAUUUUAAGUUCUA
This is a messenger RNA of Uloborus diversus, 1363 nucleotides long. Its product is annotated as arginine kinase-like. Gene Ontology annotation, molecular function: creatine kinase activity. The record is from RefSeq and is a predicted model, not a curated record. Lineage: Eukaryota; Metazoa; Arthropoda; Arachnida; Araneae; Uloboridae. Gene Ontology annotation, biological process: phosphocreatine biosynthetic process.